Daucus carota subsp. sativus is the source of this 3381-nucleotide messenger RNA. RefSeq names its product kinesin-like protein KIN-14J. NCBI's taxonomy places the organism in Eukaryota, Viridiplantae, Streptophyta, Magnoliopsida, Apiales, Apiaceae. Gene Ontology annotation, cellular component: microtubule cytoskeleton. The transcript has 19 exons. Gene Ontology annotation, molecular function: ATP binding; microtubule motor activity; microtubule binding. The record is from RefSeq and is a predicted model, not a curated record. The coding region runs from base 220 to 3081 and encodes 953 amino acids. Gene Ontology annotation, biological process: microtubule-based movement.
AAACAAACACAAAAGCCCAAACACAACACUUUUUAAAAUUUACCAAUUUCAUCUUUCAUCUAUUUAUAUAGAUUCCGUUAAAUUUCUCACCGAUGCGCUCAAUUUUCACGAUCUGGAGCUGAAAUUCAUCGGAAAGUUUGAGCAUGUGUGACUUAUCUGGAUUACUUGCUGUAUGUCCAUAGUAGAUCUAUCGAGACAGAUAUAUCUACCUAGUUUGACAUGAAUUCACACUCGGAAGUGUUUUUGACUGAAAACAUGGAGUCCAAUGGCUUAAAUGAAGCUCUUCGUGAUGUUAAUGACCACCCAGGACCAUUGACUGAUACACUUAAUACUGGAAACAAGUCCCGUGAUCCUUUUAACUCGAUGGAUGGAUGUUUUGCUGAUGUUUCUGCUGCAGAGAUUUCUGAGUUGUUGAAAGUGAACAGUAUAGAGAAUGCGUCUACUCGGUCACUUCUCAGUGUUGCUAAGAAGAUUUUGGAUGAAAAUAUAGAAAGAAAAAAUGGAGAUAUUCCCAAUCGUGUAGCCUCUUUAUUAAAAGUUGUAAUCCAAGAGAUGGACCAAAGGUUUUUUAGGCAAGCUGAAAACUUGAGAAAGCAAAAGUGUACUUACAAGUCUCGUGAGGAGAAGCUUCAAACAAAGAUAAGAGUACUAGAAACACUUGCAACAGGGACCACAGAAGAAAAUGAGGUUGUCCUGAAUCAGCUUCAGAAAACAAAGAUGGAGAAAAUGGAAAUAGAGGAGAAAAAAAAACUUGAAGAAGAAGAUGCAGUUAGGCUACUGAAGCUCAAAGAAUCUAGUGAUAAUCAUGUCAUAACACUUCAGGAAGAACUAGAUGUGACAAAAAGGACAUAUGAGAAACAUUGCUUUCAACUGGAAAGUCAGGCGAAAGAAGCUAAAGUUGAGUUACAGAAUAAGAUAACUGAGCUUGAGUGUCUUUUAGCUGAUUCAAGGAAGAAGGUGGAAGAGCAUCAGGCCUCGACACAAUCAAAAUAUAGGAGAUGGAAAAGGAAAGAACUUGGAUAUAAGAGAUUCCUAGAUUUGAACUCUGGAUCCCUGCAGGAUUUAAGGAUGCUUUCCAACUCCUUAAAGCAAGAAAUUCUGAAGAUACGAAAUUUUCAUAUGGAGGAACUCAAUGACUUAGGAUUGAAGCUUACAAGCCUGGUUGAGGCUGCUCAGAAUUAUCAUGUGGUUCUAGAAGAAAACAGGAAGUUGUACAAUGAAGUCCAAGAUUUGAAAGGAAAUAUUAGAGUUUAUUGUAGGAUCAGACCAUUUCUUUCGGGACAAAGUCGGAAACUAACCACCAUUGAGUACAUGGGCGAGAAUGGUGAUUUGGUGGUAAAAAAUCCAUCAAAACUGGGAAAGACCAGUCACAGGCUUUUCAAGUUCAAUAAAGUCUUUGGUCCUACGGCAAGUCAAGAGGAGGUUUUUCUAGACACCCAACAAUUAAUUCGGUCGGUUCUGGAUGGAUACAACGUUUGUAUAUUUGCAUACGGCCAAACAGGUUCUGGAAAGACUUACACAAUGACAGGACCAAAUUUAUCAUCCAAAGUGGACUGGGGAGUCAACUAUCGUGCCCUGAAUGACCUCUUUCAUCUGUCACAGAGCAGAAAAAGUUCAAUCACCUACGAUGUUAGUGUCCAGAUGGUCGAGAUAUACAAUGAACAAGUGCGCGAUUUAUUAACGGGAAACAGUCAACAGAAAAAUCUAGGAAUUUGGAAUUCUACUCAACCAAAUGGUUUGGCGGUGCCUGAUGCUAGCAUGCACCCCGUGAAAUCAACGUCGGAUGUCUUGGAACUAAUGAAUAUUGGAUUAAUGAAUAGGGCUGUUGGUGCUACAGCCCUAAAUGAAAGAAGUAGCCGAUCUCAUAGUGUUCUUAGUGUUCAUGUUCGAGGUAUGGAUUUGAAGACCAAUACAAUUCUGCGUGGCAAUUUGCAUCUGGUAGAUCUUGCUGGGAGUGAAAGAGUAGAUCGCUCUGAAGCCACUGGGGACAGGCUACGUGAGGCGCAACAUAUAAAUAAAUCAUUAUCUGCCCUAGGUGAUGUGAUAUUUGCUUUGGCACAAAAAAGUCCACACGUGCCAUACCGAAACAGCAAAUUAACUCAAGUUCUUCAAAGCUCUUUGGGUGGCCAGGCAAAGACACUUAUGUUUGUACAGCUCAAUCCAGAUGUUGAAUCCUAUGCUGAAACCAUCAGUACACUGAAGUUUGCUGAGAGAGUGUCAGGUGUUGAGUUAGGUGCAGCUCAGAGCAACAAAGAGGGAAGGGGUGUAAGAGAACUUAUGGAGCAGGUUGCAAUUUUGAAGGACGCAGUUGCAAGUAAGGAUGAGGAGAUUAGCCUUCUACUGGCUAAGACUAACUUAAGUGCUGAGAAACGUGCUUUGAGCUUACCUAGUUAUGGGUCUUCCUCUCCCAGAAGACACUCCAUAGGCAGUCCAAGGUCAAACAGAAGAAUAUCAGGUUGUAGAAGUCCCAAAGUUUUUGGAAAAGCAGCUUCAGAUAUUGAAAAGAGUUCAGAGGACAGUGAUAAGCAUUCUGAAGCUGAAUCCCGGCUUUCAGAUGACUUGAGACACAACAAGGAGUUUUCCCAGCUAUCACGACCUGCUGCUAUAGACGCUACUCUAGGUCUUACUGAAGAAGUUGUAUCAAGAAUACCUUCAGUACAUAAACGUCAUAAUUCUAAUGAUGAUUUUGAACUCCUUGGAUUUGGGGAUGCAGAGUCCGAGGGGAGACUAAGUGAUAUAUCAGAUGGUGUUCUCUCCAUGGCAACAGAAACUGAUGGUUCAAUUGCCAGUAUUGUAGAAUAUACUCUAUUUCCAGAAGCUUCACUAUCAACAUCGGAGGUUAUAACAGAAAGCACAAUACCAGCAGCUGAGAGCACAAAGCCACCGGUGGAGAAGUCCAGUGUGUCAGCUAGAGUUCCAAGACCUGCGCAAAAGCCAUCACAAGGAUCUUCUCGCAUGUCAUCAUCUAGAAGCUCCACAAAAGUCUUGCCAAGUUCUAAAAAACCAGCAACGGGCAGUUCCUCUAUAGUCAAGUCAAACAGCGCAUCCUCUUUACUCAAGUCCGGCAGGCGGCGUUUAUGAAGCAAGAUAGGCGUUUGAGGGCCGAGUAGCUCCCUGUGUCGGCUUUCAGUCCUCCUGAAAGCAUGAAAACAUCGGUGAAACUUAUGUCAAAUUAACAUUGGUAGUGUAGUACUAUUACUAGCCAAGUGUCUGGAAAUGCAAGUGAAAAGUAGAUUAUUUAUUGUAUAUCAAGGUGGUUGUAGUUGCCAAUUUAGACAUCAUUUUCUCUUUGUAGACUAUAUACAGCAAGCUUAGAAGAUGUUGAAUUGCUGGUGCAAUGUGGACACAGAGGUUUGUUAUUAUAUUUAUUAUUAAAAAAUC